AGGUGAGCUAUAUAAGCUUGUCUCCCACCCUCGGCCUCUAUCUCUUCUGGUUUCACGUUUCAAAGUCGUAAUAAUGGCCAAACUCAUCGCUUGGGUGAGGAAACACCUGGUGUUCAGACCAGGUCGCGAAAAGCAAUCCGCAGACCAGCUACCGUUCCUCUCCUCGCCACGACGUCCUAUCACGCCAACGUCGUUCGGUACACCAACAUGCCUCCUCUUCCAGCUGCCCUACGACAUCCGGAGUAUAAUCACCUUCAUAGCUUUUGGUGGACGUACCUUCCAUGUGGAUGUUGUGCACCAAGAGGGGACCUGGCAAUGGAGAGGCGGCGUCUGCAUUCGGAACAGGCCAGAGUUGCUGCCAUCUAUGCGGUACGGUUGGCUUGGCCCGUGUUUCGACCUGUGCACAAGGGAGAUGGACAGCUGCAAGCGCACAGGGAAGACCUCGAAUGCGCACGACAUCGGCAUUAUGGGUUUUCUGCUGUCGUGCAGGCAGGCAUAUACUGAAGGCAUUGAUAUCUUGUACUCUGCCAACUGCAUCAGCAUCAAGACCGAACCCCUGCUCCUUCACCUCCCCAAGCUUAUCCUGCACGACCGGCUCGCAUCGAUUACUUCCCUCGAGAUGAUCGUCGAGGCGCACGAUGCCGAGCAAGAGAAUGGCAGAGCAUCCUUCAAACUGGACCACCUGGAGCCAAUCCUCGACAAUGUCGUCACGCACUGCCGCCACCUCCGCCGACUCUGCUUGUCCUUCACUGUCUGGCAACGUCACGGCCACGAUCUACUCGAUGGCCCAGCGCUGCCCUUGGUCGACGCCUUCUGGAGGUCCACGCAGUUGCGCAACAUGAGGGUCGAGCUGCCUACCCGGGAUUACUCAGCGGCAACGAUAUCUGAGCCCAUGAUUGACCAUCCGCGCGAGGCGCCAAUCAAGAGACUGUUCGGCAGAUCGCGAUGGAGGUCUUUGGAUAGUGAAGAGCCCAAGAUACAGUAUAGGUCCAUCGAGCGCUACCCUUACCCGCCUCUAAAGCUGCCGGUAGUUAACGACGGGGUCAAGAGCGAGGAGAGUUUGGGAUAUUGGAUUUGCGAGGGCCACGAGGGAUUGCACCCAGGAUAUCACAACUGUGGAGUACCUUACUUCACGUAACAGAACUUAAUAAUUUUAAUCUACAGUUUAGUAAAGCAAUAG
Molecule: messenger RNA, 1180 nt
Organism: Dothidotthia symphoricarpi CBS 119687
Lineage: Eukaryota; Fungi; Ascomycota; Dothideomycetes; Pleosporales; Dothidotthiaceae
Exons: 1
Coding region: 74-1138 (354 amino acids)
Source: RefSeq, a predicted model, not a curated record